GUUCUCUCCAAAAUCAGAAUUGGGUCAUAAUCCAAGCAGUGAUGAAUACAAGGAUCAAUACUGGACAUUGAUUCCAGGAACAGGAAAACGUUCCGGUUAUUACAGAAUUGAGAAUGUUGUUACUAAAUGGUCCAUAUUUUCUAGGUUCCACCCAGAAUUACAGUUGGGUCAUAAUCCGAACAGUGGUGAUAAAUAUGACGACCAAUACUGGGUCUUGGUUCCAGGAACAGGAAAACGUUCUGGUUAUUUUAGAAUUGAGAGUUAUGUUACCAAAUGGUCUAUCUUUUCUAGGUUUUCACCGAGAUCAGAAUUGUGGCAUUAUCUUGACAGCGGUGAUCAAUAUGACGACCAAUACUGGACUUUUAUAUUCGAAGAUAUGGUCGUUGAAAGCAUCGAGUACAAGAUUGAUGAAGGAAAAAUCGCAAAUACAGCACCCGUUAUGCUUCUGAGACAAACUUUACUGAAUGAUACAGAUUUAGAACAACAAUUUAGUUCUGAUGUAAAUGAGAGUGUAAAGCAGACGUCAACCUUUGAAUAUUCAUCUGGAUUUACUGUUAAAGUAGGAAUGGAAUUUAAAUCUGGAGUCCCAGGUGUAGCAGAAUCUGGUUUUAGUGUUGAAGCUUCAACUAGCCAGACCUGGACUUUUGGCAAAUCGACAGAAUUUGAAAAGACAUAUGUCGCAAGUUUCCCCAUUAAAGCUAGUAAAAGAACAAAAAUUUUUGCUGAAGCAUCUAUUAAGAAGGCAACAUUAAGUGUGCCUUUUAUUAUGCACCUUAAGUCGAAGGCAACUGGAGUUAAAGUGGAUACCCAUGGUAUUUAUUCAGGUGUAACAACUUGGGACUUGACAUAUUACUUAAGUCAACAAGGAUUAAAAUAA
Molecule: messenger RNA, 877 nt
Organism: Scutellospora calospora
Lineage: Eukaryota; Fungi; Glomeromycota; Glomeromycetes; Diversisporales; Gigasporaceae
Source: the annotation of a GenBank genome assembly